Rubroshorea leprosula is the source of this 561-nucleotide messenger RNA. NCBI's taxonomy places the organism in Eukaryota, Viridiplantae, Streptophyta, Magnoliopsida, Malvales, Dipterocarpaceae. The record is from the annotation of a GenBank genome assembly.
GAACGAGGGUGAAGAGCUGAACCCAAUUAAAACGGACAACAUGGUUUUGAGCGAGGGGAGUAAGAGUUAUGGAUAGAAAUUGGAAUGUGGGUUUAGAAAAGGAAAGAGGAUCUGUUAGUCAAGAGAUGUUUCUUGCAAGAGGACUGGGGGUUGAUGGCGGCAUAGGUGGUUUGGGUGGUGAUGGUGGUGGUGAUGGUGGUGGCGGCGGUACUGGUAGGCUCAAUCCGUCUGGCUCUGGCAGAGAAGGUGGGGACAAUCAUGGAGUUGAGGAGUAUUAUGAGAGGAUGGUGGAGCAAAAUCCUGGCGAACCUCUGUUUCUCAGGAACUAUGCUCAGUUUCUUCUUGAGACAAUGAAACACCUUUUCUGGAGCAGAGGAGUACUACUCUCGAGCCAUAUUAGCAGAUCCUAUAGAUGGUGAGAAUCUGUCCCAAUAUGGAGAGUUACUGUGGUAGUUGUUCAAGUUACUUCGAACGAGCAGUUCAGGCGUCUCCCCAGGAUCGGCAUCUGUUUCUCUUCCAUUCCAGAAUCAUGUUUUUAUAGAAUAGACUUCUAAAUCUGGA